Molecule: messenger RNA, 405 nt
Organism: Protopolystoma xenopodis
Lineage: Eukaryota; Metazoa; Platyhelminthes; Monogenea; Polystomatidea; Polystomatidae
Source: the annotation of a GenBank genome assembly
AUGCUCGUGUUUCUCAAAAGACUUCUCCAUCUCGGCCAGACUGGACUACAGCCUCGCUUUAUCAGCGCCGCCAAAGCGAUUCCAACCGGCACAAACACGACGCGGAGGCGUUCUCUGUCCUUCCCAAGCCGACUCGAUGUUGUCGAGGCCAAUCGGUCGUCAUGGCGCUGUUGCUUUGUGUCUUUCUGGUCAUCUGUUUCCGAGUCUAUAGGGUCAAUCGAAACAACGACAUUGCGGGCAUGUGAGCUAGCGGGACUCUACCCGCGGGCGUCGACAGCGUUACGCAGUUCGUCGUGUCGGCUGUCUUUUUGGUACCGGCCAGAGUCAGUGAUGGCCGAUCUGGUGAGGCUGAGACUAGUCAACCGGUCUGGGCAGGGUUUGCCGUUUUACCAUUUUAUUGAAUGA